AUAAAAAAAAAAAAUUUAAAAUUAUUUGUGCAUGUAAGGUUACUUAACGCUGAAGCACGCCGACUCAGUUCCAAGUCUCAUAAUCCGAAAGUGCGAGUUGAAGAGCCAGCACUCACUUCCCGCCUAAACCCCUUUCCUCUUCUCGCUCUACAAUAGCAGAGUAAAUAAGCCGUUGAGCUUGUUAGGUUUUUUUUUUUUUUUUUUUCCCCAAAUUUCCGGCGAAAUGAGCAUGAAUUCGUCGGAAAAGACAGAUGAUACGAAGAAAAUGAUCGAAUUUGAGGACGAGAUUGAAGGCGAGCACUCUGACACCACCGACUACUUCUUUGAAAGGAUUGGAGAGCCUGUACCUAUCAAACCCCAUCCUUUCAAUUUCGAUCCCCAGAAUCCUCCUUCUCAGCCCCUCGCCGUCUCCGAGCUACACGGCGUCGUUUUCAUCGCACAUUCCUCCGAUGGGUUUUGUGUUGCGAGGACCAAGGAUGUUAUAGGUCUCGCCCUUGAGACUAAGGAGAAGGGUAACGGUUCAUCUAUACAGGAGUCCAGUAUUGUGGAUGUUCCUCUAUCAGGGAAUGUUCGCAUUCUCGCUCUCUCUUUUGACAAUUCUACCCUUGCAGUUUCAGUUGCUAAUGAUAUUCAUUUUUUCUCUGUGGAUUCGCUUAUUGAUGAUAAGGGACGAAAACCUUCUUACACCAUUUCAAUCGAUGAAUCAAGCUUUGUCAAGGACAUUCAGUGGAGAAAAAGAUCUGAAAAAUCUUAUCUGGUUCUUUCAAAUCUUGGGCAGCUUUAUCAUGGGACAGUUGAUGGCCCUUUUAAACAUGUCAUGGACAGUGUAGAUGCUGUCGAAUGGAGUGUAAAAGGCAGUUAUAUUGCUGUUGCAAGAAAGGAUAUUCUUAGCAUUUUUUCAUCCAAGUUAAAGGAGAGGUCGUCCAUGGCAUUAUCGUUCAAGUCAUGGAUUGGUGACUCUGAUGGGGACUACUCUGUAAAAGUGGAUUCUAUCAGGUGGGUUCGGAAGGAUAGCAUCGUUUUAGGAUGUUUUCUAAUGACUGAAGAUGGCAGAGAGGAAAAUUACCUUGUCCAGGUCAUCCGAAGCAAAGAUGGCAAAAUAUCUGACGUUUCUUGCAAGCCAGUCAUGAUAUCUUUCUAUGAUUUGUUUUCUGGUGUCGUUGAUGACAUUCUUCCAUUUGGAAGUGGACCAUAUUUAUCGUUGAGCUAUUUGGAGCAAUGUGAACUUGCAUUUACUGCAAACAAGAAGAAUAUGGAUCAGCAUCUUGUUUAUCUUGGUUGGUCACUAGGAGAGGAGAAAGAAGUUGCGGUUGUUGAUAUUCAACGUGAUAAGUGGCUACCUAGAAUUGAGCUUCAAGAAAACGAUGAUGAUAAUUUGGUACUGGGGCUUUGCAUUGACAAAGUUUCAUGCUAUGGAAAUUUUAAAGUCCAACUUGGGGUUGAGGAACAGAAGGAACUGUCACCAUUUUGCAUUCUUCUAUGUCUUACGCUAGAGGGAAAACUUGUUAUGUUCCAUGUUGCUAGUGUCAAUGACACUACAGUUCAACCCAAGGUUAUUUCUGCCUUUUCUGAUGAGGAAGGCGAUGCUUAUGCGGUGGAACCUGUAGAAAUUCAACUAUCGAAACCUUUUCCUAGAAUGGAAAAGGAGCAGUUAGUACAGGUUUCUUCUAAUCUACAAUUAGAGGAUUUGAGCACAAAGGAAAUUAACAGGAAAGGAAGUAUUGAGUUCUCUAUUAAAACGGACAUGAAGCCCCCUGAUGCUAAUGAGUCUUUGUUCACUAUGCAUGUUGCUAAUCAAAUAUGCCAAGCAGAAAGUAAUGUUAAUAAAGAGGAAAUUGACAGAAAAGGAAGUAUUGAGUUCCCUAUUGAAACUGACAUGAAGCCCCCUGAUGCUAAUCAAAUAUGCCAAGCAGACAGUAAUGUUCAUAGAGAGGAAGUGAAGUCCCAAGUAAACAUGCAUUCUUUUGAAGCUGAUGGGAAACAAAAAGUUUCUCUCCAGAAGGGUUACCAAGAAAGGGAUAUUAAACAAAUACAGCUUUCUGGUCUGGAUGGAACAACUUUUGAGCAAUCAUCUACCAGGGCUUCUCUUCUACAAGGACCUAAUCAUGCGGUUAAGGAUCUCGGCAAGACAGGAUCCCAAAAACUUGCAGGACUCGGCUCUAGUGUUUCUUUUACAGGAAAAAUUCCAGCUGGUGCUGGUGGUCUAUCCAAUAGAAAGGAUUUGCAUCCAAGUGUUGAGAUGGGCAAGGAACCACUUGGAAAAUUAGGGUUAACAGGUUUGCAGAGUUCUUCCGAGUCAAUGUCAAGCAGAAAGUUCAUUUCUUCAAAUUACCCUGAUGUGAAAGCUCCACUUGUUUCUACAAGUUCUGAAAAUGCGGGUUUUAAUGUUGCUGCUACAAAUUUUUCUGGAGACCUUGCUGGAAAACGAUUUCAAUUAAAGGAUACUACUGGUAUAUCAACUUCACUCAAUUUUUCUGAUAGGCCAAUUCAGAGUGGUGGCGGACAGAGAUCUUCAGCAGCUUCAAUUAAUAUCGAAUCAUUACCUUCAAUUCGCAGCUCACAAGUGUCAUCACAGGAAAAUUCUCAAUUUGGCAAGUCUGUUCACCACAUGCAUUAUUUGUCCAGGGAAAAUCAAAGACCAAUGCCCCACUCUGGGACAUUGAAUUCUGAACCAAAUUUAUCGAAACAAUUUGGCAAUAUUAAAGAGAUGACCAAAGAGUUGGAUAUGCUACUGCAGUCUAUAGAAGAAAAGGGUGGCUUCAGGGAUGCCUGCACUAUUCUACAGAAAAGUUCAGUUGAAUCGCUGGAGCAAGGCAUAGCGACUUUAUCCAAGAAAUGCCAAAUGUGGAGGAGCAUUAUGGAUGAACAACUUGUGGAGGUGCAAAAUCUUCUUGAUAUGACCGUACAAGUUUUGGCAAGGAAAAUAUAUGUUGAGGGCAUUGUCAAGCAAGCUUCUGACAGCCAAUAUUGGGACCUCUGGUAUCGACAAAAGUUGAGUUCUGAACUUGAUAUGAAGCGGCGGCAUAUAAUAAAGUUGAAUCAGGAUAUGACUCAUCGAUUAAUUGAAUUGGAGAGACAUUUUAAUGGCCUUGAACUGAAUAAAUUUGGAGAAGUUGGUGAAGCUCAUAUGUGUCGAAGAGCCUUCCAGAGCAAAUAUGGACCUUCAAGACAUGUUCAACCCUUGCAUGGUUUACAUAAUGCAAUGACUUCACAAUUAGUAGCUGCUGAGCAACUAUCCGAGCAUCUAUCAAAACAAAUGACAUUGCUGAAGAUAGAUUCGCCUUCUGUGGAAAAGCAGCCUGUAAAAAAGGAGUUGUUUGAAGCAAUAGGGAUUCCUUACGAUGCUUCUUUCAGUUCCCCUAUUGUCACCAAAGUGAGUGAUGUUUCGAACCAUAAUAUUCUACUUUCUUCUGGUUCUACCGCUGGUAAAGACCAAUCCAGGAGAAAAUCAAGUGCCUUGAAGAAGAAUGAACAGGAAACUGCUAGGAGGAGGAGAGACUCACUGGAUCGAAGUUGGGUUAGUUAUGAGCCUCCAAAGGCAACUGUAAAGAGGUUGGUUUUGCAAGAAAGCCACAAGGAAAGUGCAACUAUGGACAAGAAAGUUUUCAAUCCUCAGAUACUUGAGGGAUCAGCAGUUCGACCAAGAGAGCGCACAACCUCUUCAACCUUGUAUUUAUCUGAAAACAAAGCAGGAGUUCCCGAUGCACCUGCAAAACGGGCUGCUGAUAAACCGGCCAGUCCAUUCAUACAUAAACAUCCAGGAUCAUCACAAUUUACAGGGCUGAAGUCUCCUCCUUUGCAGAGAAACAAUCUACCUUCAGAAGCUCAAUUGUUUUCUGGAACAGGGCAUAGCAUUGGGAGUGCCACGUCCAAUGUGACUGCUGAAAAAUCAAGCGGUGGUCAAAAUCAUAUUGGCAAAUCUGGCUCGGAUUCAGUGGAGACCAAGUUUUUCCUGCAUACUGAUGCAGAUGCAUCUACAAAGCCAUCUAUGUCUAUGAUGUUGCCUGUGCAGGAAUCAAAAUUUCUGAGGAAACCCAGUGAAAUUUCAAAUUCUACUAAAGCAGUUGAACUUUCAAAUUCAACAAUAGACAGUAUACAGGAUAGGCCUUCGGCCAAGGGUUCAUUUCCUGAAUCUGGGAGAAAGCAGGAUUCUCCAAUGCCUCUGAUGUCUGCUGUUCCAAUGGCGCCUAGCCUGCCUGGAAAAGUAUCACAGUUCAAUCUUGCAACAAGCAAAUGUCAACCCGAUGAAAAAUUGCCACCUUCCACAUCCUCAAUAUCAUUUCCACUGUCCACAUCUUCAGCUCUUCCAUCUUCAUUAUCAUCGUCAACUGGUAAAAGCGGUACAGAUGCUAAUCGGUGUGUCUCAAGUUUCACAUCAGCAGCUUUUCACUCUCCAGUUCUUCCUUCUUCUGGUGCUUUGUCUUUUCAAGCUCCUAAACCACUGGUUUCCAUGUCUUCCCUUUCACCAGCCACUCCAACAUCAGAGUCUGAGCUUCAACCUGCAAUAUUAGAUGUGGAUGCUGCUUCUACAACACCAACUUUGCAGCCUGGUCCUUCCACUGGUGGAUUCAAUUUAAAUCUUAAACCUUCAGCAUCGGCACCUGGAAGCCAGCCUAGUUUCAAUAUCACUGCUAGUCCUGCACGUACAAAUGCUCAAGCAGAACAACCAUCUUCUGCACAUGUUUCGAUCCCAGCACAACUUACAACUUCUGGGAGUUUUACUGGUGGAAAAACUGAACCAAUAGAUGUUUCAAAUACUCAGGAGGAUGACAUGGAUGAAGAAGCUCCAGAGACAACCAACACUACUGAACUUAUUUUGGGAAGCCUAGGUGGGUUUGCGCUUGGAUCUACACCGAACCCAAGCGCUCCUAAACCUAAUCCUUUUGAUGUUUCAUUUGGUAAUACAACAACUAAUGUGGCGGCUCCGCCAUUUAGCAUGAAUGUUCCUAGUGGAGAGCUAUUUCGGCCUGCAUCUUUUAGUUUCCAAUCUCCACAGCCGUCCCAACCUUCUGCACCUACAAGCUCAAACCCAUUCCCUGUUGGAUUUGGCACUGGACCAGCAGCUCAAGCUCCCUCUCCAAGUGGGUUUGGCCAGCCAGCCCAGAUUGGAGCAGGACAGCAAGCCUUAGGAUCAGUUCUUGGUACUUUUGGACAAUCAAGACAGCUUGGAAGUGGUGGGUCAGGAAGUGGUUUUGGAUCUCCUAGUGGUUUUGGUGGCACUGGUUCCAUUGGUGGCUUCUCAAGUGCUGCUGCUGGAGGAGCAUUUGCUGUUGCUGCUCCUGCUGGUGGUGGGUUUGCUAGUUUGGCUUCAGCUGGACGUGGGUUUGCUGGUGUGGCUUCUGGUGGCAGUGGUGGUGGGUUUUCCGGCUUGUCAUCCGCAGGUGGAGGAUUUGCUGGUGCCACCUCAGGUGGUUUUGCCACAGCUGCCACAAGUGGUGGUGGAUUCAGUGCGUUUGGCGCUCAACAAGGGACUGGUGGUUUCUCUGCAUUCGGUAGCAACACAGGUGGAAACGGAAAACCUCCUCAACUAUUCACACAGAUGAGGAAGUAAUUUACAAAUGCUCUAAAUGACUUGUACAAGUCAAGCUUUGUUGUUGUACCAGAUCACGUCAAAUCCUUAGAAGAGAAUCCUUUUUGUUUUUUGUUCCCUGCCGGGUUCAUUUUUUUGCCGCAACACACAAUCAUACUGGAAAUCGGGAAUUUAAGGUUCAAAAUUUGCACAAGAAAA
This is a messenger RNA of Ziziphus jujuba (common jujube), 5728 nucleotides long. RefSeq names its product nuclear pore complex protein NUP214. The record is from RefSeq and is a predicted model, not a curated record. Gene Ontology annotation, molecular function: structural constituent of nuclear pore. NCBI's taxonomy places the organism in Eukaryota, Viridiplantae, Streptophyta, Magnoliopsida, Rosales, Rhamnaceae. The transcript is spliced from 17 exons. The coding region runs from base 224 to 5551 and encodes 1775 amino acids. Gene Ontology annotation, biological process: RNA export from nucleus.